AUGCUAAGGGAAUACCCGAGUGGAUAUGGAAGGCAAUUUGCCGCUUCAAUGAAAAGCCUCAUCAAAGAAAAAGGAUCUCCUCGCUACCCAUCUCCGGUUCCCGACCUUGACUUUCUGAAGCCGGCGGAUUUGCCCCCAACGACUGCCAUCCAGGACCUGUGGCAUGAUGCCAAAAUGGUUGAGGUGCUGCAGUAUUUGUACGGCAACCAGAACUUAUCUCUUCCUGAUGACUUUAAGAGCCUUUUUCCACCUGAGCUAUGGGCGUGGGCCUAG
This is a messenger RNA of Cladocopium goreaui, 273 nucleotides long. The record is from the annotation of a GenBank genome assembly. NCBI's taxonomy places the organism in Eukaryota, Dinophyceae, Suessiales, Symbiodiniaceae.